AUGUCAUACCAAGCUGCAAAGAGUGAGGUUGCACGUAGCCUAAUGGAGGACAUGUUUGAACAAAACAUGGACAAAAUCUACGAGGCAUCGAUGAGAGAAGAAACUUCCAAAGAUGGUGAUAUCUUGAAAAAUGUCGAAAGUGCCAUCGGAAACUUGAAAGGAUCCUGUGGCGAUGCGGAAUACCAACCACCCAUAGGAGGCGUUUUCUUUCUCUACCGGAUCAUUAUCUUAAAUUUUUAUGUGAAGAAUUUAGCUAUAAUUGACGUAUCUAUGCACUUGUUUAUAGUGGAACAUCCGGAUAUGGGGGAAUAA
Molecule: messenger RNA, 312 nt
Organism: Striga asiatica
Lineage: Eukaryota; Viridiplantae; Streptophyta; Magnoliopsida; Lamiales; Orobanchaceae
Source: the annotation of a GenBank genome assembly